This is a messenger RNA of Paramisgurnus dabryanus, 2494 nucleotides long. It is a transcript of the gene camk4, whose product is annotated as calcium/calmodulin-dependent protein kinase IV. Gene Ontology annotation, biological process: protein phosphorylation. The record is from RefSeq and is a predicted model, not a curated record. Lineage: Eukaryota; Metazoa; Chordata; Actinopteri; Cypriniformes; Cobitidae. Gene Ontology annotation, molecular function: protein kinase activity; ATP binding.
GAAUCCAGGUAAAAUCACACACACACAGCCUCCUACAGUAAGCGCCCUACAUAGGCGACAGUAAGACCCAGUGGAAGCUUCGUGCAGACUCCGAGAGCGACAGGACAACCGAGAUCCACUGAUGCUACACAUCCACCUCAGGGACGCACAUUACAUACAGAUCUGCGCUGCUCCGAUACCGAGAUGCUGAAAGUGACCAUGCCCGCCUCCAGAACCGCUCCUGAAUACUGGAUCGACGGAUCCAAAAAAGAGACGCUGGCGGACUUUUAUGAGCUCGAGUCUGAAUUGGGACGGGGAGCCACAUCAGUGGUGUUUCGAUGCUGCCAAAAAGGCACCCAGAAGCACUAUGCUGUGAAAAUGCUGAAAAAAACAGUUGACAAGAAGAUUGUUCGAACAGAGAUAGGUGUAUUACUGCGCCUCUCUCAUCCAAAUAUAAUCAAACUGAAGGAGAUCUUUGAGACGCCUGCAGAAAUCAGCCUCGUGCUGGAACUUGUUACCGGAGGAGAAUUAUUUGACAGGGUGGUGGAGAAAGGCUACUACAGUGAGCGAGACGCGGCAGAUGCAGUCAAACAAGUGCUUGAGGCAGUCGCGUAUCUGCAUGAGAACGGAAUAGUGCACAGAGAUCUGAAACCCGAGAAUCUCCUGUAUGCCACCUCAGCGCCAGAUGCUCCGCUUAAAAUAGCGGAUUUUGGUUUGUCUAAAAUUGUGGAUGAUCAGGUUACAAUGAAGACCGUGUGCGGGACUCCGGGCUAUUGUGCUCCUGAGAUCCUGCGUGGUUGCGCCUAUGGUCCUGAGGUGGACAUGUGGUCUGUGGGAGUUAUCACGUACAUUUUGUUAUGUGGCUUUGAGCCCUUUUUUGAUGAAAGGGGAGACCAGUACAUGUUUAAACGCAUCCUUAACUGUGAAUAUGAAUUUGUCUCCCCCUGGUGGGACAAUGUGUCCCUUAAUGCAAAGGAUCUUGUAAAGAAACUGAUUGUCCAGGACCCAAAGAAACGUCUGACAACACAACAGGCCUUGCAGCACCCCUGGGUGACUGGAAAGGCUGUUAACUUUACCCAUAUGGACACUGCUCAGAAGAAACUCCAGGAGUUUAACGCUCGAAGAAAGCUCAAGGCAGCAGUCAAAGCAGUGGUUGCUUCAUCUCGACUGGGCAGCGCAGGAAGCCACGGCAAUACAGACAGCACCAAAACAGACUGCUGCAACUCUAUCAAGCAGAAGACGGAAAAAGAUCAAGCAGACAUCGAACAGCCUCAAAUUCAGAAUGAAGAUUCUUAGAUGUGCACAGAGCCUCGGUGGAACUGAAACUUCUUCCCUUCAUUUAAGGAAUAUGUUGAAUUUUACUGUGGUCCUCAUGAAUAACCAAACUGAACUUGGACCUGAACCUCUGAAACUGAACCUCUGCAUGCAGACUGUUUAUCUAAAGUCCCACAGUGUGACUCAGCCAAUUGUGAUAACCAUGUCAGCUUGAGUACUUCAGUUUGGAUUUUGUACAGCGAAUGAGUUUAUCAUUGUGGGCGGCGCUGAGAAGAACGAACGAUUAUGUGAUCAUUACCUCUAUGUUUGUUCGUGUUUAUUUUAUUAUGCUUGAUAAAACUGCCAAUUUAUCAUAAAGAGGAAGUACUCUAGACACGUAAGAACUUUAGUUGUUAAAAUUAAAUUUGUGCUGCUUUUUAUUAAACAUAAUAUAUUUGUUUUAAUAUUUUUUAUUUAACAUUUGCUGUAAAACAGAUUUACAUGUGAACUUUCAACUAAACCUUUACAUAAGCUUAAGCUGAGAAUGCCUUAUUGUAUACCGUGUUUUUAUAAUAAUCAGUAAAACUUAUUUUUGAAAAUACUAUUAGACAGUAUCUUUCAAACAUUGAUUUGAUGUUAACAGAGAUGUUGAAUUUCUCCUGACAUUGUUGAGAAUCACUUUUCAGAGUAGGAUAGUAUGUCUAUCUGACACAAAAAAUAUUGCAAUGAGAAACACUCCCUUGUGCCAAAAUCUGAUUUUCACUGUUUUCCCUGUCUCAUUUAGAGAUGCCCUUUAAAAUCUAAAAAAGUGUCAGGAUUAUUAUCUAAAUGACUUACUAGCAAUAGAACUCAUUUCUGAAUUUAGUGCAUUACCAACAAGUCUAUGUCUGAAACCAUUCACACGAGUAUAUAAAGGUUUUGAUCCAGUUUAAUAUUCUUUAUAGCAUGCUUCUAAUGUAUGGUAUGAGGAAAUGUUUUUGAUAAUCACAUUUAAGGAAUGUAAUGUGGAUAUAUAGGGGUUAAUGUUUUGCAUGUAGGAAUGUUUAUCUAUAAUGCUGCAAUGUCUUUUAAAAAUGCACUGUAUUUUACAGAUAGGAAUUGUCUAUUUAACGGUAUGAUAUUAAAGGCCAUUUGAAAGUCACUUUGUACUUGACACUAUAAUGUACUUACUCUGCCUGUUUCUAUGUCAAAUGACUCAUUCUAAAUGAUAAGUAUGAGGUUAAUUAUAUUACUUAAUAGAAAUAAAACAUGCAAAAUAAUA